Cinclus cinclus is the source of this 3201-nucleotide messenger RNA. RefSeq names its product unc-5 netrin receptor A (gene UNC5A). Gene Ontology annotation, biological process: netrin-activated signaling pathway; anterior/posterior axon guidance. Gene Ontology annotation, molecular function: protein binding; netrin receptor activity. The record is from RefSeq and is a predicted model, not a curated record. Lineage: Eukaryota; Metazoa; Chordata; Aves; Passeriformes; Cinclidae. Gene Ontology annotation, cellular component: membrane.
AUGCCCGCUGGUUGUGAGAGGUUCGGGUGCUGGUGGAGCGCCCUCCCGGACUGGGGAUGUGCCCCCCGCCCCACGGCGGGCACUGCCGUCUCCCGCCCUUUGCCCAAGCGUGGCCGCACACGCGUGUCCGGCCGGCAGUGCCCCGAACGCUGCCAGCACCGGGGCGGGGGGGGGGGGGGGAGGCUGGCGAUCCCCGCCACAGCUCCGCUCCCCCGGGGCCCUACCAGCGCCGGGCAGCGGUGUCCGCAGCGCACCUGCCCCACGCGUGGUAUGCCUGCCCCACGCACAGCAUCCCUGCCGCUGGCACGGUGUUCCUGCCGCUGCCAUCACUUGGUCGGGACGCGGGGGACCGCGGUGACGGGAUAGCUCGGAGGGUGCUGUCACGCCGCGGGGGUGCGCGGGGGUGGUCGUUACGCGGGGAGUAUGCGGGACUGUAUCGGUGAUGCUGCAGACGCGGACGGUCCAGAGCACGGCUGUCCCCGGCUACCCCCCGGGCAGGAGCCGGUGGGAGCGGGGGCGGCCGGCUGGACCCCGAGGGCUUGGUCGCUCCAGCGGCCGGUCCGUGGGGUCUUUGGCCGUGAGUACGGUGCUCAGCAAAGCGCAACUGUGGCCAACCCAGCAUCUGGUGCGUCCCCGGACCUGCUGCCACACUUCCAGCUGGAGCCAGAGGAUGUCUACAUUGUGAAGAACAAGGCAGUGAGCCUGGCCUGCCGUGCCACCCCUGCCACCCAGAUCUACUUCAAGUGCAAUGGCGAGUGGGUGCACCAAGGUGACCAUGUUACGCAGCACAGCACUGACCACAGCACUGGGCUGCCAGUGAUGGAAGUGCACAUCGAGGUCACCCGCCAGCAAGUUGAGAAGAUCUUUGGGCUGGAGGAGUACUGGUGCCAGUGCGUGGCCUGGAGCUCUUCUGGCACCACCAAGAGCCAGAAAGCCUUUGUGCGCAUCGCCUAUCUGCGCAAGAACUUCGAGCAGGAGCCGACAGCCAGGGAGGUCUCCAUUGAGCAGGGCAUCGUGCUGCCAUGCCGCCCUCCCGAGGGCAUCCCUCCUGCCGAGGUGGAGUGGCUGCGCAAUGAGGAGCUGGUGGAUCCGGCACUGGAUGCCAAUGUCUACGUGACGCCAGAGCACAGCCUGGUGCUGCGUCAGGCCCGCCUAGCAGACACUGCCAACUACACCUGCGUGGCUAAAAACAUCGUGGCCCGUCGCCGCAGCGCCUCUGCUGCCAUCACUGUCUACGUGAACGGCGGCUGGUCGACGUGGACGCAGUGGUCAGGCUGCAGCACCAGCUGUGGACGGGGCUGGCAGAAGCGGAGCCGGACGUGCACCAACCCCACACCCCUCAAUGGGGGUGCUUUCUGUGAGGGCCAAAAUGUGCAGAAAACAGCCUGCACCACCCUCUGCCCAGUGGACGGCGCCUGGUCAGAGUGGAGCAAGUGGUCGGAGUGCGGGGCCGAAUGCACCCACUGGCGUAGCCGCGAGUGCUCGGAGCCAGCACCACGCAACGGAGGCCGAGAUUGUCACGGCCCCGAGCUGGACACCCGCAACUGCACCUCUGAGCUCUGCACCCACGCUGCCCCCGGAGCAGAAGACGUAGCACUGUACGUGGGGCUGGUGGCCGUGGCCGUGUGCCUGGUGCUGCUGCUGCUGGUGGGGGUGUUGGUGUACUGCCGCAAGAAGGGGGGCCUGGACGCUGAUGUGGCUGAUUCCUCCAUCCUCACUGCCGGAUUCCAGCCUGUCAGCAUCAAACCCAGCAAGGCUGACAAUCCAAGCCUGCUCACCAUCCAGCCAGACCUCAGCACUACCACCAUGACCUAUCAGGGCUCACUCUGCCCACGCCAGGAUGGCCCUGCCAAGCUCCAGCUGCCCAAUGGGCACUUGCUGAGCCCGCUGGGUGCUGGACGGCACACGCUGCACCACAGCUCACCUGCCGCCGAGGGUGCUGACUUCGUGGCCCGGCUCUCCACACAGAGCUACUUCCGCUCCCUGCCCCGCGGCAUCAACAACAUGGCCUAUGGCACCUUCAACUUCUUGGGGGGGCGGCUCAUGAUCCCCAACACAGGGAUCAGCCUGCUCAUCCCACCUGAUGCCAUCCCAAGGGGGAAGAUCUAUGAGGUCUACCUGACCCUACACAAGCAGGAGGAGGUGAGGCUGCCCCUGGCUGGCUGCCAGACGCUGCUGAGCCCCAUCGUCAGCUGUGGCCCCCCUGGGGUCCUCCUCACCCGCCCCGCCAUCCUGGCCAUGGGGCACUGCGUGGAAGCCAGUGCUGAGAACUGGAGCAUCCGACUGAAAAAGCAGUCGUGCGAGGGCACAUGGGAGGACGUGCUGCAGCUGGGCGCUGAGCCGUGCACAGAGCUGUACUACUGCCAGCUGGAAGCGCAGGCUUGCUACGUGUUCACGGAGCAGCUGGGACGCUUUGCCCUGGUCGGGGAGUCCCUCAGCAUGGCGGCCUCCAAGCGCCUCAAGCUGGUCCUGUUCGCGCCGGCUGCCUGCCCCUCUCUCGAGUACAACAUCCGCGUCUACUGCCUCAGUGACACCCAGGACGUCCUCAAGGAGGUGAUCCAGCUGGAGAAGCAGCUGGGAGGGCAGCUGAUCGGAGCCCCCCGGGUGCUGCACUUCAAGGACAGCUACCACAACCUGCGCCUCUCCAUCCACGAUAUGCCCAGCUCCCUCUGGAAGAGCAAGCUCCUCGCCAGCUACCAGGAGAUCCCCUUCUACCACAUCUGGAGUGGGCUGCAGCCCUUCCUGCACUGCACCUUCACCCUGGAGCGUCUGAGCACCAGCACCUGUGAGCUGGCCUGCAAGAUCUGGGUCUGGCAGGUGGAGGGAGACGGGCAGAGCUUCACCGUCAACUUCAACAUCGCCAAGGACACGAGGUUUUCAGACUGGCUGGUCCCUGAUGAGGUGGGCACCCCGGCUCUGGUGGGCCCCAGUGCCUUCAAGAUCCCCUUCCUCAUCCGCCAAAAGAUCAUCAGCAGCCUGGACCCUCCAGGCACACGGGGAGCUGACUGGAGGACACUGGCACAAAAGCUCAACCUUGACAGCCAUCUCAGCUUCUUCGCCUCGAAGGCCAGCCCCACAGCCAUGAUCCUCAACUUGUGGGAAGCACGGCACUUCCCCAAUGGCAACCUCUCCCAGCUGGCUGCUGCCGUGGCUGAGGUCGGCAAGCAGGACGGUGCCCUCUUCUCCGAGGCUGAAUGCUGA